Messenger RNA from Annulohypoxylon maeteangense, 2378 nucleotides. Its product is annotated as farnesyl-diphosphate farnesyltransferase. Gene Ontology annotation, molecular function: squalene synthase [NAD(P)H] activity. Gene Ontology annotation, cellular component: endoplasmic reticulum membrane. Gene Ontology annotation, biological process: farnesyl diphosphate metabolic process; ergosterol biosynthetic process. The record is from RefSeq and is a predicted model, not a curated record. The coding region runs from base 291 to 1712 and encodes 473 amino acids. NCBI's taxonomy places the organism in Eukaryota, Fungi, Ascomycota, Sordariomycetes, Xylariales, Hypoxylaceae. The transcript is spliced from 4 exons.
AUUUUCUACAAAAUAUAAUAAUUCCAAUCUUUUUCAUCAUAACAACAAAACGCCAUCCUCUUUUCAUUCACACCAUAGCUUGCCUAUUGUAAUAAUUUUAACACAUGGAGAUGUCAUCUUGAAUAUUUAUAAUCUCGAUCUACCCUAUCUGUCCUAGGCUUUGAUACCAAAUCGUGGUCCGUCGUUUAUUGUGGCGACGCACAUUUGAUACCUUCCCUUCCCCUUUAACCAUCGCGAACCUGUCUAGGUAUUCGCUCACCGCCACCUAAGAACUCGACAAAAGCGCAAAAAUGGGUGGCCUCAAAGAUGUCCUCUAUUUUAUGUUCCAUCCUAAUCAACUUCGGUCAAUUGUACAAUGGAAACUCUGGCAUGAACCAGUCCACAGUCGCGAUCCCUCCAAGGAGGCACCUACUUUAAAAUCAUGCUUUCACUUUCUAAACAUGACGAGCCGCAGCUUCGCCACUGUCAUCCAGGAGUUGCAACCAGAAAUGCUUGUACCUAUUGCCCUCUUCUACCUUGUCCUGAGAGGGCUAGAUACCAUCGAAGACGACAUGACGCUUUCAGCAAAGACUAAAGAACCCAUGUUGCGCGAGUUUUCCAAAUAUUUGAAGAUGGAUGGUUGGACCUUCAACGGUAGCGGGCCUAACGAGAAGGAUCGCGAACUACUUGUCCAUUUCGAUGAUGUAGUCGCAGAACUGAAGAAGAUCGAUAAGAAAUACUACGAUGUCAUCGAAGACAUCACCAUCAAGAUGGGUAACGGCAUGGCUGAUUACGCCCUGAACGCCGAAUUCCAAGAAGGCGUCAAGACGGUUCCCGAAUAUGAGGAGUACUGUCACUACGUCGCUGGACUGGUUGGAGAGGGUCUGACGCGUAUUUUUGUCCAAGGCAACACGGCCAAUCCUGCACUACUUGACCGCAUGGAGCUUUCUGAGAGUAUGGGACAAUUCCUGCAAAAAACUAACAUUAUUCGUGAUGUUCACGAAGACUUCGAAGAUAAGCGGAGAUUCUGGCCCAAGGACAUAUGGAGCAAGUACGUCGAAAAAUGGGAGGAUAUGUUCGACCCCAAGUACCGCACGCAGGCCCUAAACUGCAAUUCCGAGAUGGUUCUGAAUGCGCUGAAGCAUGCGGACGAAUGCUUGUUCUACAUGGCCGGGAUUAAGGAGCAGAGUGUCUUCAAUUUCGUCGCAAUUCCGCAAACAAUGGCUAUCGCUACACUCGAGCUUGUCUUCCAGAACCCUAAGAUCUUCUAUAGCCACAUCAAGAUCACCAAGGGCGAUGCAUGCCACCUAAUGAUGCAAUCAACGCAGAACCUCCGGGUGGUGUGUGAUGUAUUCAAGACAUACGCGAGGAGGAUAGCGAAGAAGAAUGACCCGAGAGAUCCGCAUUACCUUGAAAUCAGCGUGGCUUGUGGCAAGAUUGAGCAAUUCAUCGAAACCCUCUUCCCAACACAAGACCCAAAGAAACUACAAGCUGUGCAGGAUGCGCAGGGACAGGACAACGACCAGAGCCAGAACGAUUUCUGGGAAGCUCUAUUAUUAGUCGCUGCCGUCGUCUUCGUGCUUGUGUUUGUAUCUGGUAUGAUGCUCGGUAUCGCAUGGUACUUCGGGGCAAGGUUCGAUGCCAUGUGGGACAAAGAAGCUGCUUCUACCCUCAAGGCCGCCAAGGCCGCAGUAACGCCCACCCUAACUCCCCUGGUUCACGAGGAAUUAUAGUGUACCUGGUAGGCACAUCGGGUUUUCAUGUUUGCAUGGCGUCAUCGAGGAUAUAUACUUAACGCGAGUUGUGUCAACAACAGGAUUACUAAUGAAGAGUAGCUGGUUACGCUGUCAUGUUUGGAGGGAUCAAACAUGGCGAAUGUUCUACGAGUUUUGUUACGCCCCUGAUAGAAUUCUUACUAAUACAGACUAAUGGAUACUAUUCAAAUGCAUAGAUUGUACUAUGCCAGUCUCACGCUACCUGAGUGACGACCUCAGAAUUCAAGGAAAUUGAAGAACAAGCACGGAUGUCAAAUUACAGUUCAGUCUAUUUCAAUGACUGCGACUGUGCCGAGAAGUGCUGAUAUUAAACCAAACAUGACGAGGAGUACCGAGUCCAACUUGGCUCGCAGGCACACGGCUGGCUUUUGAACUUGAUCAAUGUCAAGAGAAAGUUCCCUGUCGUGGAUCGUCAACAUACUGCCGACUGAUAUGUAAUUUGAUAUUACAAGCCAAAAAGAAAUACGUUGAACAAUCACCACUCAAAGGAGUUGACCCAUCCCGCUAGGAUACUUGCCGUUGGUAUUGGAGAUUAAAGAAACUCAUCUAUAUGUAAAUUGUAAUUAGAGGGGAAGAAAAGUAAUGCGGAAAUGUGAAUGCUAUUUGUUAGUUCCUCGGACCAGG